Molecule: messenger RNA, 2221 nt
Organism: Protopterus annectens (West African lungfish)
Lineage: Eukaryota; Metazoa; Chordata; Ceratodontiformes; Protopteridae
Gene: AMTN
Product: amelotin
Exons: 11
Coding region: 106-1398 (430 amino acids)
Biological process (GO): odontogenesis of dentin-containing tooth; positive regulation of enamel mineralization
Source: RefSeq, a predicted model, not a curated record
UUAUAGAAAGUGCAGCAGAAGGACUGAUAUAUCUUUUCAAUCUCUGUUGAUGCUAUAACUGUAACUUAAAACAUUUCACUUAUCGUUCAGGUAUCAAUUUGCAGGAUGAAGAAUAUAAUCAUACUUGUCUGCUUUCUUUACGUGGCAUCAGCUUUUCCUAUGCAACAGAUGGCUGGCCCUCCAUACAUAAGCAGCAGCAGAGAGAGAUUACGACAGUGGAACCUGUACAACAGCAGAUUAAGAAAUUCACCUCAGCAAACCCAGAACUCUGUGCCUGUACUGCCACCAAUGCAGCUGGUACCACCAACUCAGCAGGUGCAACAACAACAGCAACAACAAAAUCAGUUCUUUCAGGUGGACCCUGCAUUUAGAAAUGUACCAGUAGUCUCACAUGGGCAAGUAGUAAGCCCACAAGGACCACUGCUAUCACCAGGAUCAGCAACUCCACAAGGACAAGCCAUACCACAAGGACCUUUCAUGGGACAACCACCUGUCAUGAUGCCAGGUCAAACAAUGCCUCAGUCUACACUCCAAUCCCAGCUCCAGAUGUAUCCAACAUUUACUUAUAUACCACUGAGCUCUCAGCUUCCACCGGUAUUUGGAGUAGACACUGCACAAUUUUCUUCUCCAUAUGGAAUGGCACAAGUCAGUCCACAAAUACUAGUGUCUCCUGGCCUGAAUAUGCAACAGCCGCAGCAAAUGCAGCCAAUCUUAGUAGCAUCACUGGGACAGCAGGGAAUUGGUGACUCAGAUGAGCAGGUUCCAGCAUACACUGGAAUUCUUUUACCAAUGAUGGGGAUUAAUACAGGUCUUCAAGGUGGUUUUAUGCCAUUUGGUCAAGGUGGCAUUAUUCCUGCAGGUCAGGGAGGCAUUAAUACAGCUGGUUAUGCUCGAGCUAUUCCAAAUGGACAAGGGGGAAUUCUUCCAGCUGGCCAGGGAGGCAUCAUGCACAACAGUCAAGGCAGCACUACCCCAGUUGGUCAGGCCGGAAUUAAUCCAAAUGCUCCAAAUAUUCCUGCUAGAGAACAGCCACAGCCUGGUUCUCCAAAUCCAUCUGGUCAUGGAGGUAACAUCCCUGUUCAGAAUGGGGAAACAAUGCCUGCAGGUGUACAAAAGCUUCCUGGUAUUCCUGAUGCAAACCCAACAAAUAGUGUGAACUGUGAUGUACUUCCAGAAGGUGUACCUGUCACAGGUGGCAUUGGCAGUGCAACAGAGGCUACAUUUGUCGAGCCAUCAGCUGCAGCACCUGUUGCAGACCCUAAUCAUUUCCAGGAGAAGCAGCAGCCCCCUGACUCAGAGGAGCAGAUGGCACUACAUGGAGGUCUAAGUCCAUUCUUCAAUGUUCCAAAUGUCUUAUUGCCAGGGCUACCACUCCGUGGAGAUGCUUAUUUACCAUAGAUUGCUACAUUUAUGAAACUAGUUUUUUAUGUGUAUAUAUAUAUAUAUAUAUAUAUAUAUAUAUAUAUAUAUAUAGAGAGAGAGAGAGAGAGACAUAUACAUAAAAUUAUUUUUGUGAAAAUGAAAAACAUGAAAGCAUUAUAACUGGAAGCAACUUAAGAGAAAGUAUUAAGGCAUGUAACAUAUUAUAUUUUAAUUUUAAGACAAUGAUAAUUGUUGUUAAUCUUCAAUAAUUUAUCUUACUAUGUAAAAUAAGCAUUUCUAACUAAUUUAUGCAGUAGAAACUUGACAAAAGAAAUUUGUCAGGCAAAUCAAAAUCUAUUUAACAACAAAAUAAUGUGCAAUUUUAUAAUACAAUGUCAUUAACACCAACAUGUUUCUAGAAUUUUUAACCUGUCAUUUAAACUAAAUGUAAUAUUUGCUACAAACUGGUCAUGAUAAAUUUGUUUCACCAUGAGAGAUUUAACAGUUUGAAUUAAUUCAUGAAACAUGCAAUUUUCUGUUGUUAAAAAGCACAUAGUCUGGUGUGCAAUAAACAUUCUGACAAGUUCUUGACAAGUUUCACAACUGAAUGGAAGUGUCUUUCCUCACUGCAUCAGGAUUGAAAUGAUUGUGUUCUACUGUAUAAAAGAAAUCAUUGCAAUAAAACGUCCAUUAAUUGCUCAUUCAGACUUCAACUGACAUUUAGUUGUUAAUUAUAGAGAAUAACUUCAUGAUAUACUCUUGAAAUGUGUCAAAUAUUAUUUAUAUAUGUUUUCUUGCCAUAAUUUACCAUGUGAAUUACCAUUCUGCCAAAUAAACAGCACUUUUCCUUUAAAUUUGC